AUGAACAAUUCUUUGUUUAAUCAGCACUGCACUGCGGCACUACUCACAAAUGACUGCUGAGAGGGAAUGAUCUAUUUUCCAAGCAUUGGAAUUGGGUCCAUGGCUGCCUAAAUUUGUAUAUAGUAGAUGUCCAGCAUCAUCUCCAGAAAUCUAUUAACAAUCCUCCACCGUCAAGGUGGCAACUCAGCUGAAAUCUUAAAGUGCUCUCCUCAACCCACAUGCUCUUCUCCCUUCCGGAUUGCUGUGGCUGCUUUCUCCACUGUCUCCCAAAACCAGCCUCCCGAAAAUGACAAGCGGUCAUCAUGGUUCAAUGUGUUCCUUUUCAUACCGGGAGCUAUCACAUUUGGCCUUGGCACUUGGCAGAUCUUCCGAAGAAAAGAAAAGGUUGAAAUGCUCGAGUACAGGCAAAAUAGGCUAGGAAUGGACCCUUUAAAAUCCAAUGAGUUAUCACUCUCAAGUGAAGAUUUGAAUGGUCUUGAGUUAAGGAAGGUUCUAUGUAGAGGGGCUUUUGAUGAGAUGAAGUCGGUUUAUGUGGGGCCUUGUUCCAGAAGCAUUUCUGGGGUGAUAGAAAAUGGCUACUGCGUUAUUACUCCUCUCCUGCCAGUCUCUGAUGACCCAAAGGACAGCACCAGGUCACCAAUUCUCGUUAAUAGAGGAUGGGUCCCGCUCAGUUGGAGAGACAAGUAUUUGGAAAUGUCAAAAGAUGAGAUGCAACCACUUAGUGUACUGACACCCUCAGCUUCAGAACAUGAAAAAUAUUCAUGGUGGAGAAUUUGGUCAAAGAAACCCAAGUAUUCCAAGGGAAACGUUAAAUCUGUUAUAUCCCCUAUAGAAGUUGUUGGUGUUAUAAGAGGAAGUGAAAAGCCUAGCAUAUUUGUUCCGGAAAAUGAUCCAAACUCCAACCAGUGGUUUUAUGUUGACACUCCUGCAAUUGCCCGUGCUUGUGGGCUUCCAGAAAACACUCUCUACAUUGAAGCCAUCAAUGAUAAUGUUGAUCCCAGCAAUCCAUACCCUCUUCCAAAGGAUCUUAAUACAUUACUUCGCAGUUCCGUAAUGCCUCAAGACCAUCUUAACUACACACUGACAUGGUAUUCCCUGUCAGCUGCUGUGACAUUCAUGGCUUUUAAAAGACUAAAGCUUAAGAAAGGGCGAAGAUAGUAAUUCCCAAGCGGACACUUCUAUACUUUUCUAUUGAGAAGUUUGAGAACGAUCAAGAUUUACUCUAUGUUUCAGAGUUUGGAGAUUAUUACUGAAAUGCAUUAAAGUUCUAGUGAAAGGGUCUUUUGGCAUGUGCCAAAAAAUCUGACAUAGAAAAAGGAAGCAGAGCAUGAGAUACCAGAUAAAAUGCUGGAGGAGAGAACAAAACAGCAAGAGCUGGAAAAACCAAAGAAGAAAUCACAAGAUAAAGGGGUUAUUUAGCCAAAUACAAGUGUUUUUGCUUGGGUUUACUCUUUUAUACAUUUACUCUUUUGACCCCUAACCCUUUCAUAAAUAUUAGGACUCUUU
Cuscuta campestris is the source of this 1506-nucleotide messenger RNA. Lineage: Eukaryota; Viridiplantae; Streptophyta; Magnoliopsida; Solanales; Convolvulaceae. The record is from the annotation of a GenBank genome assembly.